Messenger RNA from Prorocentrum cordatum, 2062 nucleotides. NCBI's taxonomy places the organism in Eukaryota, Dinophyceae, Prorocentrales, Prorocentraceae. The record is from the annotation of a GenBank genome assembly.
GCUGUCGUGCCCAGCCCCGAACCUCUCGUGCCCGAGACUCGUGGCGCCCAACCUCACUUGCCAGGCCCCGCAGGUGCAGCUGUCGUGCCCCGACUUUCCUCAGGCGCCGGAGUUCAACCUGUCCUGCCCUGUCGCCCACCCCUUGCCUGCCGAGGAGGACUUCUUCGGCUACGACUUGCCCUCUCUGACUGUCGGCGUUCUCGUUGGCAGCGUGGGCAGUGUGGGUGUGACCUCUUGGGGAAGGCGCAGUAUCCGCAGGGACGACAGCGAGAACGAGGGGGUGGAGGCGGCGGCUAGGGCGCAGGUCUGGCAUGAGCGCCCCAUCACGGGGGUAUCGGUGGUGCAGCCGUCCCUCGUCUCGACGUUCACGAACGACGUUGAUCGCUACGCCGAGGACCUCAGCCAGCAGAGCGACGACAUCGCAGAGGUCAGGUGGAUCAACCAGCCUGGAGACACUUCUGUCGGUGUCGAUGGGCGUCGGAUCUACAGGUUCCUGAACCCUCCCGAUGCGGCCACCUUCGAGCAGCUGAAGCGCGACGGAACCCUCAUGGAGGCGCAGGAGCCGCGAGAGCCGCAGUCCCCCACCGGGGAGCUGGAUUGGCAGGUGUCGCGGGACGUGCAGGCGCAGUGGUGCCCACGGCUCCGCCUGGCUCAGUGUGGGUUGCGACGGAGGACUGCCAUGGGCUCUCUCGAGGUCAGGUUCUGCCUGACCCGCUCCCCGAUGGCACGCAGGUGCUCGGGGAUUGCGCCGUGUUCCCCCCUCCCCGCGGCUAACGUGACGGCUCGCCUGGUGGCGCGCCGAGACGUCGAGAGCUAUGUGGUUGAUGACCUCAGGGUUAUGCACGCGAAGUUCAAUCAAGAGGGAGUCGGACGACGACCUUUCGCCGACGCCGUAGACCACCAGCUAGCGGACAAGCCAGAGGGCGGAGCCAUGGUCGACGGCCCUCGCGCCUGCCUGUCCCUCGUGCGCUCCUGGCGCGACGCGGGUCUCUCGGCGGUGACUCACCGCGAGAGCUGGAUCUGCGAGGCGGCAGGAUCCCCGAGGGCGACCGCUCGGCGCCUCCAGCUCAUUGGGGAUGCGCACCGUGGCUCACCAUCCAUGCCCGACUACUCUGCCAGUGGCGUCUACGUGGGCCUCGCCACAAGGAAGGACGGUGCCUCCACGGUGCCGGCGUUCCAGAAGUACAUAGCCGAGAGCCUGAAGGACCGCUCGGCCAUCCUGAAGGAAGCGCGCAAGGCGAAGCAGGAGGCGGAGCUGGGGCAGAUGGCGGAUCACUUCCUCAGGCUGGAGGCUAGGGCCAGGGACUACGGUGCGCGUCCGCCGCAGGCUGAGUGCAACGAGGUCAUCGACGGCCUCAACAUGCUUCACCCUCCUGCACAGCAGCGCGGCGCUCCCAAUGCUGCUCAGAGGGAGGCCCAUCGGGCCAUUUUCUCCCAGGUGAAGCUUCUGGCUAGCCGCCUCGCGUGCACCGGCGACGAGGCCAAGAGUCCGGUAGUGCAGUAUGGCAGAUCUUGUGUUGACAUCCCCAGAGCGGGAUCGGCUGCGCCCUGGGUUGAGGCGGUGAUCGACCCGGUCGGGAGGGAGUAUCUGCUGCAGUUCGAGACGCGAAUGCUUCGCUCUGCUGAUGAAUGGGGCCAGAUCGUAGAGACCGAGCCCCCCAUCACCCCGUGCAUGGGCGACUGCCUGCGUAAGCAUCAGGACGCUUGCGUCACUUUCGUGGGCGACCUCGUGUCCGCAGGCAUGGUGUCGUUCUCUUUCAAUCCUAAGGACAUUGUGACCACUUUCUUCGCUGCCAAGAAGAACGGUCAGCAGCGCCUCGUCUGGGGCGCCCGUGUUCCGAACAGGCGUUUCCGCCACGCGCCCUCUCAGAGUACGGGGGCGUCGGCGGCCUACGGGAGGAUCGAGCUCGGGCGCGCUGCCGACGACAGCGGCAAAUUCAGGGAUGCCCUGUACUGCGCCCAGGCCGACACACGCAACCCUUUCUACAUACUGGGUCUCAGCGAGGAGCUCGGCCUGUUCUUUUCAUUGCCACCUGUGCCCGAGGCCAUGCUGUCGCAGUAG